GGCGACGCGUGUUAGUUCUUAACGAUCGGUGAAACUGGUUAGUAGUGAGUAUCGAAUUCGCGAUCGCGCGCGCAAAACGUUCAUUACCACGCUGUCGUCGAACUCGAACACGUGUACCCAAGGGGACAAUGUUACGGUUAAUUGCGGCUAUUGCAUCACUGCUGGCGGUGCUGUUGAUACAGAUUCGCGGAUCGGAGAUACUGAACGAUGCCCACAUCUAUCGAUCUUUCGCGUCGAAUGAGAUCGUUCCGGACGUGGUGGACGAAGCGCCGGACUGUUGGCUGCGAGUCGCGUACAAAAGUGGUCGCGAAGCCGAAGGAGGCAAUCGGUUAACUCCGACGCAAACCCGAACCGUUCCGUCGCUCAGUUUCAACACGAACGAGCGAUCAUUCUACACGUUGCUCAUGACUGAUCCGGACACACCGAGCCGGGAUGAUCCGAGGGAUCGGGAGUUCGUGCACUGGGUCGUCGGUAACAUUCAAGGCAACGAUCUGGAUCGGGCGGAGACCUUGGUGGAGUACGUUGGGGCUGUUCCGCCCAAGGGAAGCGGAAUGCAUAGAUUCGUGUUUCUCCUUUACGAACACGAGAACCGUCUGAACUUCACAACGGAAGUGCGCCUGUCGAAUCGCUGUCGGAAUCCGAGGCGGUACUUCUCCACCCGAAACUUUGCCCAGAAGUAUGGCCUGACGAAUCUGUGGGCGGGAAAUUUCUUCCAAGCCCAGUACGAUGACUACGUGGCGCAGCUGCAGGGACAACUGUCCGAAUGUACUGAGUACAUCAGCCGAUCUGAAUGGCCCGAGGAAUGGAACCGUGUUCGGCGGUUGAGUGCUCCGUGAUUAAAUUAGAGUUAUAUAAGUUGAAAUAGCGUAAUGAAAUUGUUAAACAAAUAAACUACAGAUGGAUUUAAAUUUAAAACGCGUACAUAUAUUAAAAUUUAAUAAUGAGAGUACCCUUGGGGCGACAGCUAAAGCCGUAACUCUAAAACAGUCGUUGGCGUUUUUUAGCACAGAGCAGAAAAUUAGAAUCUUUUAAAUGUGUAUUAAUUCCUAUGAGUAGCAGCCAAUAACGUCGAGUAAACGUCGUAAUGCAUGUAAAAUUCAGACCACGAUAGGAUUUCAUGAUUUUUCGACACCCCCACCCCCCUUGUAAGACUUUUUGUAUGAGAACCCAAGUAGUUUUUUAUGGCGCGUAAGAUUUCUCAAACCCCCCCCUCCCUCCAUAAACCCUUACGUAAUUAAUA
This is a messenger RNA of Aedes albopictus (Asian tiger mosquito), 1240 nucleotides long. Its product is annotated as protein D3-like. NCBI's taxonomy places the organism in Eukaryota, Metazoa, Arthropoda, Insecta, Diptera, Culicidae. The transcript is spliced from 2 exons. The record is from RefSeq and is a predicted model, not a curated record. Bases 129 to 836 code for a protein of 235 amino acids.